AUGUCCAUAGAAUAUACCUCAACAGAACAAAAAGUUUCUUCUACCUUGCCAAGCCUUGACAUAACAAGACAAGAACCAAAACUUGACUCUUCUCUCUCCUCCUCCACCACAACUCAACAUGCACAAAAUAAAAGAGACCAGGGAUUAAAGAAUGUAGUGGUUGGCUCGAUCUCGGGAAUGACGGGAAAAAUAGUAGAAUAUCCAUUUGAUACUGUAAAAGUACGAUUACAAUCUCAGCCGAUACCUUUCAAAGGUCCACUAGACUGUUUUCGACAAACGUAUCGAAAUGAAGGGUUUCUAGGAUUUUAUAAGGGCCUCUCAGCACCAAUGUUAGGCGCGAUGAUAGAAAAUGCCGUAAUAUUCGCCUCCUAUAACCAGAUACAAAUGAUGAUUCGAGAGUACAAGACGCCGAAACACGAGCAUCACUUGAUCUAUGAAAUGGAUUUAGAGAAAUCACCGCUCGAAUUACGCGAAUUGUUUUUUGCUGGUGCAAUUGCGGGUACAUUAGCAUCUUUUCUCUUAACUCCAAUAGAAUUGAUAAAGUGUAAAUUGCAAAAUCUGAUUUCGGCCGCCCUAAAAACAAAAACACUAGCACAAACGACAAAUCCCCCUAAAUUCACUGGCCCAAUUUCUGUAAUUCGACACACGCUAGAAGAAAAAGGUAUAUCCGGAUUUUUUCGAGGGACACUUGCAACGAUGUUACGUGAAACUAUUGGGUGUGGUUUUUGGUUCGGCACGUAUGAAUAUGUAUCACAAUUUUUUAUUCGGCAUAAACAGAGUAAGUUAUCGGGUCCUAUUCAUAACGAUGUAGUCAUUACAAAAUCCGAUUUGAAUCCGUUGCAUUUAAUGACUGCUGGUGCUUUGGCUGGGAUUGGGUAUAAUGUUUCGUCAUUUCCUGCUGAUUCGAUAAAAAGUGUAAUGCAGACCGAGGAGGAAAUGAACAAAAUAAAGAGAACAUUCUUUCAAGUUGGAAAGGAUAUUUAUAAAGAACACGGAAUUCCGGGGUUUUAUCGCGGAUGUGGAAUGACCGCGUUACGCGCGGCUCCGUCAAAUGCAAUAAUCUUCAUGACUUAUGUAAGAUGA
This is a messenger RNA of Ambispora gerdemannii, 1083 nucleotides long. Lineage: Eukaryota; Fungi; Glomeromycota; Glomeromycetes; Archaeosporales; Ambisporaceae. The record is from the annotation of a GenBank genome assembly.